AUGUGCUCACGACAGGUGUACGUGAGGCCAUACUUUGACUACAACCCGGCCAUCGACAACCUCAUCCCAUGUCGGGAGGCGGGGAUGGCCUUCGAGAGAGGUGACAUCCUUCAGAUCGUCAACAGGGAGGAUCCCAACUGGUGGCAGGCGUGUCAUGUGGUGGUUGGAGCUACAGGACUGAUACCCAGUCAGUUCCUGGAGGAGAAGAGGAAAGCUUUCGUCCCUCGAGACUUUGACGGAUCAGGCAUCCUCUGUGGCACUAUAGCUGGAAAGAAGAAGAAGAAGAUGAUGUACCUGACAGCCAAGAACGCAGAGUUUGACAGACACGAGCUGCAGAUCUAUGAGGAGGUGGCGAAAGUGCCGCCAUUCCAGAGGAAGACACUGGUUCUGAUUGGUGCACAGGGCGUGGGUCGACGCAGCCUCAAAAACCGCCUGAUGGUCCUCCAGCCGACGCGUUUCGGCACAACUAUACCAUACACCUCACGACGACCCCGUGACGACGAGCUGGACGGCAAUUCUUACCACUUCACCAGCAGGACGGAGAUGGAGGUGGAAGUGAAGGCCGGCCGCUUCCUGGAGCACGGCGAGUACGAUGGCAACCUGUACGGCACCAAGAUCGAUUCCAUCCAUGAGGUGGUGGACACAGGACGCACCUGCAUCCUGGACGUCAACCCACAGGCUCUGAAGGUACUCAAAACAGCAGAGUUCAUGCCCUACGUGGUUUUCAUUGCGGCGCCAGAUUUCGAUACACUCAAGGCCAUGCACAAAGCUGUGGUGGACGCAGGCAUCACAACAAAGCAGCUCACGGAUGUGGACCUGAGGAAGACGGUGGACGAGAGCGCCCGCAUCCAGAGGGCGUACAGCCACUACUUCGACCUGACCAUCGUCAACGACAACUUGGACAAGGCCUUUGAGACGUUACAGGCCGCUGUGGACAAACUGUGCAGUGAACCCCAGUGGGUGCCCGUGAACUGGGUGUACUGACGACCAGCAGCAACCACUGAGCGGGUCACAAUGACCCACCAGCGUGUGUGUGCGUGACUGUGUGUGACUGUGUGUGACUGUGUGUGUGCGUGCGCGUAUGUGAGUGUUUAUGACCACAAAGGCCAAAGACGAGGAGACAAAGAUACUUCUGCAAAAUAACAUUAAUAAUUAUAAAAAAAGAAAAACACUCCUAUUGCUCUUUCUCCUCUUAGGCCUUCACGGCUCGCAACUUUUUUUCUACUCAAACUCAAAGGGAAAGAGUGCUUAUUUAUUUUAUAACUUUUUAUGAAAGAUCUUUCUAUUCAAUGUGGAAUUCCAGCGAGAAUGAAACAAAAGAAAAUCUGGUCACAUACUCGGGCCAUAUUUUUGCAUUAAUUUAUUGUUAUGGUAGUGAAACGUCUUAUUUUGUAGUCUUCUUGGUUUUUAGUUUGUCUGUUUUUUGUCGUCUUCCCUCAUGGACACCCAGGAUUUACAAUUACCAUCCAGGCUCACCGAUGAAGAUAAGGAGAGACGAUGAGUUAGAAGAAUAUGAGCAGUUGUUGUCCAAGAAACUGUUGGUUGUCAAACACCGUCGCCAUGUUUGAGCGAUGUGUGUGGCCCUGUGUUUUUUUAAAUUAUUAUUUCACCUCCUUGCAACUGAAUCCUUUGGUGUUAACAUAGCGGGUCCUAAAUUCUUCUCAUGCUGUUGUCCACAGGAUAAACUGGGCGGAGGGAAAUAAAGAGCACAACUGCGAAGAAGAAAAAGUACUUUAUAAGAUGAAAAAUUGUCUGUGUCUGGUAAUUCUGUCUAGUUUUGUUUUCUUGUAGUUUUUGUGUGGUGAUUUUAUAGUUUAGUGUUUUGUCACACAUGAUUGUUUGCUUUUAUUUGAAAUGAUCCUGUUCUCAGUGUGUCUGUCUGGAGUGUGAUCAUCAGUUACUGACUGCAUUAACCACUUUGUUAAUGUUUGAUAUAUGUGAAUGUGACUCAAAUCCUCUCCCUCCCUGUGGUCUUUAUCUUCAGUGUUGCAUUACGCCAAAGCCGCAACCACACCCCAAGUAAUGUUUGAAUUUCACAACUCUUAAAUCUGAUUGGUAGUUCAACUACAGGCUGUAAUAUGAAUUCAUGUGAUGCUGGAUGGUGAAUGCCAAAGGGUACAUUUCUAGUACUACUGUAUGUCUCAUAAUUCUUUGUAAAUCUUAGUCAAUACAAGAGAGAAUUAAAGAAAAUUACCAUUUAGUGUGAAAUGAAUUUGUUUGAAGGAAAUGAGCUUUUAUGAAUAUUCUUUGUGAUUUAUGUAACAUUUCAACAUCCUGAGAUCAAUUUGUGCCACGUUUCAGAAUAACAGCCCAACUGCCUGUUGAAGUGAUCACAUCAACCUCAUGUCGACAGAUUUGAUUUUACAUUUUUAUCAGCAAGGUUAUGAUGAAUAAAGUUUAUUAAACCUCA
Paralichthys olivaceus (Japanese flounder) is the source of this 2410-nucleotide messenger RNA. NCBI's taxonomy places the organism in Eukaryota, Metazoa, Chordata, Actinopteri, Pleuronectiformes, Paralichthyidae. The record is from RefSeq and is a predicted model, not a curated record.